Messenger RNA from Fragaria vesca subsp. vesca, 1043 nucleotides. RefSeq lists its product as uncharacterized. The coding region runs from base 273 to 920 and encodes 215 amino acids. Lineage: Eukaryota; Viridiplantae; Streptophyta; Magnoliopsida; Rosales; Rosaceae. The record is from RefSeq and is a predicted model, not a curated record. The transcript has a single exon.
GCCCUCUCUCGUCCCCAGAAACCAACCCCAAUUUGCCGUAAAAUUACAGUAACUGCCACUAUUUCAAAUAAACUAACCGCGGCCUUGGAACCGAAACAGCUUUCAAAUUCCCAUAAAGGGCGAAAGUGGCCAUUAGGUCACAAAAGUUGGAUGGCAUUUCGUUAAAUAAUCCAAAAGUCAAGUGGCAAGCUUGUAAUCAAAUCCCUUUAUAAAUCCGAAUUUCCAAUAGGGCCACUCGGGCAGUCACACAGUCUGCAACACAGACAACUAAAAUGGUUGGAUCCUCCGGUCUAAAAACUCUUCCUCCUCUCCAAGUUUUCUCCACCUUACCACCACCGCCGCCGUCUUCUUCCUUAAGCUCCAUGACCAAGCUCAAAACCCUAAUCCACACCCUCAUCUUCUCCCACAUCUGCCGCGCAAUUCGGUACCUAAACAAAGCCAAAUCCAAAACCAUAUCCUUUUUCAUUCAAGUCAUCAAGGACAGCCAGCCAAUGCAACUUAUUUAUCCUACAAAGAAGAGCAGGAGGAGCAAAAACAAGAACAAGAUCUUCUUCGGCUCAUUCCGGUUGCACUACAACUGGUGCUCCUCCACGCACGUUCUGCCCGUGCCGGCCCGCGUCUACGAGGGUCUGAGCUCGACAAGCCAUUUGUACUACGACUCGAAUUGGAAUUCCGUGAUUUCAACCGAGGAGAAAUGCGGUAGUCAUGACCAGAACAGCGGCGAGGCGCAGCUUUCCGGGUACCUACAAUGGCUCGAGGAAAACAAGGUGCAUGAGAAAUCCAUGGAUACUACUGAGGCAGAUGCAAAUGAGAUCGAUAAGCUGGCGGAUUUGUUCAUUGCGAGCUGCCAUGAGAAGUUCAUGUUGGAGAAGCAGGAGUCGUACAGGAGAUUCCAGGAAAUGCUUGCCAGAAGCGCUUGAAAACAUGUUGAACGAUCGAUAGUUGUUUAGUGUCUGUGUGGGAUCAAAUUUCUCUUUACCUUUCUCAUUAUUCUAUGAAAACAUGUUUCGAGUGAGGAAAGUGUUGAUUUGCUGGACUGAGUA